Messenger RNA from Mandrillus leucophaeus (drill), 807 nucleotides. RefSeq names its product metallothionein-1E-like. Gene Ontology annotation, molecular function: metal ion binding. Bases 479 to 664 code for a protein of 61 amino acids. Lineage: Eukaryota; Metazoa; Chordata; Mammalia; Primates; Cercopithecidae. The transcript has 3 exons. The record is from RefSeq and is a predicted model, not a curated record.
GGAGCAGGAGGGCGGCACCCGGACUCCGGGACAGGCCCAGCUGAAAACGGCCGGGCGAGGGGUGGGGUGGAGACGCCCGCAACGCCAAAGCUGGGGUCCCGGAAAGCGCGGGGAGGAGGGUAGAAGACAACUUCGCGGAAACUGGGAAAGGCGGCCAGGACCUCCGGGACAUCCCGUACCGCCGGACGCACAGCGCCUCCCGUGCGAACGCGGGACAAAAGGGCGGUCCCGACGCGCGUCCCAGCGGAGCUCCAGGGAUGGUGCCCCCGGCCCUACUGCUGCGCACAGCCCAGCUCAGGACCGCGGGCGGCGCGAACCCAGUGGGGAGGGUGCAAGCGCGAGACAGGGCCUCUGCGCCCGGCCCCCUCCCGUGAGCAUAAAAGCAGCAGCAGGCUGUGGCGCUCCACCUCGCCGUCCACGUGCGCCUUGCCGUCUCUACAUUUCUCGCUUGAGAUCACCAGCCUUACCGCGGCUCGAAAUGGACCCCAACUGCUCCUGCGCCACUGGUGUCUCCUGCGCCUGCGCUGGCUCCUGCAAGUGCAAAGAGUGCAAAUGCACCUCCUGUAAGAAGAGCUGCUGCUCCUGCUGCCCCGUGGGCUGUGCCAAGUGUGCCCAGGGCUGCGUCUGCAAAGGGGCGUCGGAGAAGUGCAGCUGCUGUGCCUGAUGUGGGGACAGCUCUGCUCCCAGAUGUAAAUAGAGCAACCUGCACAACCUGGAGGGUUUUGUUGUUUUUAAUAUAACCCUGAGUCAUUUUCUGCAUUGUUUUUUAUAUUAAAUAUGUGAAUGGCAAUAAAAGAAUUUUGACUU